UGGACCUUUCCCGGCACAUUUCAGGCACAUUUUAACCGCUAAAUGUGAUUCAAUCGACCGCUCAGAGGUCGCUUUCACGUCGCCUAGAAGGAUAUGAGAGGCGUGUGGUUUUAUAAGCGUCCUCACGCCCGCCAGGAUGGACCUCGGCAAAGCGAAGCUGCUGCGGUCGGGCCUCAACGCUCUGCACCGGGCCACCCACCCCGUGCACGGGAUAGCGUGGACGGACGGCAAGCAGGUGUGCCUGACGUCUCUCUUCUUCGUCAACGGCGAGGUGACUUUCGGGGACACCAACGUCAUCGGGCAGUUCGAGCACGUCCUCGGGCUCUCCUGGGGCCCGCUGUGCUGCUCGGACUCCCCGGCCCUGCUGGCCGUCCAGCACAAGAAGCACGUCACCGUGUGGCAGCUGCAGCUCAGCGCGCUGGAGCAGAACAAGCUGCUGUGCACGCAGACCUGCGAGAUGAGCGAGCCUUUCCCCUUGCUCUCCCAGGGCUGCGUGUGGCAUCCUAAACUGGACAUCCUGGUUGUGCUGACCAAGAAGGACGCUUCUUUGCUGUUUUCUGUCAGGGUGGACAACCGGAGGAUCAAGGCGGACAUCAAAGGCAGCGGCCUCAUCCACUGUGCGUGCUGGACUAAGGAUGGCACCCGCCUGGUGGUGGCUCUAGGAAGUUCCCUGCACUCUUACAUCUGGAACGACAUCCAGAAGAGUCUGGUGGCCUGCUCCUUCUGCCCCGUCUUUGACGUUGGGGGCUACAUCUGCGCCAUGGAAGCUACGGGGGAGGCUCAAGUAGCGGUGGCCACGGAGCUGCCGCUGGACAAAAUCUGCGGGUUGAAUGCCGGCAUGGCCUUCGACUUGGCGUCUGAGAGCGAGUCCCUGCACAGCCACGGAUCGAGCACGGUGUUUUCCGAAGAUGACAGCGGCGUGGACUCGAGGAGGAUAUCUUUUGAGUCGGAGAGGUCCUACAUCCCCAGCUCUGGCCCUCUGGACCUCACACACCUCCUGGCGAGGCACCGGCGCUCCGACCCCAGCCCCCUUCUCCACCUGCGUCGCAGGGACACCAUCUCCGGCUCGGGCCAGGACUCCUCGCACCUCAUCCUGGUCACCUACGAGCGCAAAGUGACCACCAGCCGCAAAGUCAGCAUCCCCGGGAUCCUGGUUCCGGACAUCGUGGCUUUCGACCCACGCGGCUCCACGGUGGCGGUGGCCUCCAACACCUGCAACAUGGUGCUGGUGUACUGCAUCACGGCCUCCGCCAUGCCCAACAUCCAGCAGAUCUCCCUGCAGGCCAACGAGAGGCCCAAAGGAGUCUGCUUCCUCAACGACAAGACGCUGCUGCUGAUGUCGGACCGGCAGAAGUCCAACGAGCCGGCCUUCCUCCCGUCCUCUAACACAGACAAAUACGUCCUGCGUCUCGUUGCCAAAGAGCUGAUGCUCAACGGAGAGAUCCCGCUCACGCCCCCGCCCUCCGAUCACAGCCGCGAGCCGCCUUCUAAUUUCGGCCUGAGGAUUAGGAGGCACUCGGAGCACCAGCCUAAAGACGACCGGGAGCACCAGGGGAUAAAGGACCUGGUGCUACCCGGCGGGGGGGUCGUUCGCUCCGGGGCCAACAGGCGGAGGCUGGUGGAGGAGGUGAGGAGCGGCGAGCUCAGCCCCGUCACCAGCUCGGUGGACUUCUCCGACCGAGCCCUGUCCAGCCCCUCCUCGGUCGCGGUGGAGACUUUCGACAUGGACCACGUCAACCGCAUGACCUGCCUGGCGGUGGCCGGCCAGGCCAGCAGGGAGUCCAGCCGGGCCGGCUCUCCCCGCCACGAGCCGUCGGACAAGCUCCACACGGACCCCACGCUGCCCUUUCCCGAAAAGGCGGCGGGCCCCGCCAAGGAGCGCGCGCUGGAGCAGCUGGGUCACAACAUGGAGCGGCUUUUUGCGCGCUUCGCGGACGUGCAGCAGUGCCUGGCGGAAAUCCGAGACUACAACCAGAAUGGCAGGAAGGCCCCGGGGGUCUACCCCGCCGCCUCUGAGCCGCCGUACGUCAACGUCACAUGUCAGAAGCAGUUAUCGGAGAACGUGUUCAUCGACGAGCGGCGGCCGGUGCUGCUGUGUGAUGGGAAGCUGUGUCUGCGUGUUCUGCAGGACCUCUUCAGCCUGACCAUCGUGGAGAUGAUGUAUGGUCCGUUGUGGGUCGUCCUCGUGGCGGACGCAGACGGCUUUGUGCCCCUGACCUUCAAGCCCAAAGAGGAGCUGACGGUGCGCAACGGGAAGAGGAAAACUAACCUGCGGACUCCCGGGAGUCCGGAGAACUCCGUCCCCUCGAGCCCGGCCCCCGGCCAGGGCCCCCCCGCCGCCACGGAGUCCUCCUGACCUCGAUGUGUUUCACUGACAUCACCAAAGUUAUACCUCCGAUGUAUUUUUGUACUGAAGGGCCGCAGCGAUGUUUCAUGUAAACGUUUGGUCUGGUUCUGCAGAAAUCCGACAUUUAAUGAAACGCAUCGAAACCUCCGCAAUGGCUCUUUUGUGCUGAAAGUUCUCGCUCAAACGAAUGUGUUACGCACGUGUUUAGAUUAACAUUGUGAUGCAACAUCCUGGGUUGUAUUUAUGCUAAAAUGUUACCACGGUACCCAGCUGGCCACUAGAGGGGGCCGGACUCCACAGAAACCUCCCUACGCUGCUGUACGUUGUCAAUCAGAACUCCACAGAAGCACAAAUAGGUGUGGAAGUUGUGCGGUUUGGGCAACAGCAUUUUUCAGUAGCGUUUUGAAAUAUUAACCUGCGUAACUAGUGUGCAAUUCUUUCUCUGUAGAAGAAACACACCACCCAUGUUUAUUUGGUCUAUUAACCUCUACAACAUUUAUUUAUUUCAUAUCAUCAGCCCUCAAUAAUCAUAUAUCAUAAAUAAAUAACAGUGUUUUAGAGCCAAACACAGCAAAUGAUGGUAUACAUUCAUUUAUAUAAAUUAGGUAAUCUUAUUAUAUAUUUAUAUAUCCAAGAUGUCUAUACAGUACUUGUGGAAAUGAAACAAAUGUUUACAUUAAAACAAUUUAAACAAUUUCUCAGUGUAAUAUACACUAAUGGUCAAGCUUCCAGCGGAGAUCACUGGAACACGCCGCUUUGAGGAUUCACGUCAUUCAAGAUCCGGGACACACGUUGUUCAAAUCUUCCAUCGUUCUGGAGCCGAUGCUUUGUUUCCUGAGGGAGACGUCAAUCAAAGCAUUAACAUCAGAGGUGGGAAGUAAUUGAUUGACACCGUGAAUGUUUAAAUAGGAAUGAUCCUAUAAUUACGUACUUGAGGGAGAUUUGGCAUUCAUACUUUGGAUACAUUUUACUAAGAAAACUGUGGUACUUGAUUUAAAAGUAAAAAUCUUUGAAUAAAUAUAUUUACAAUGUGGCACUGCUGCUUUUACUUAACUAAUUGAUCUCAAUACUUCCUCCACUGCUGGACAAUAGUAAGUUGGCAUAAUGGAACAGUUCCAAAGUUCAGAUAACAUUUGUGUCUCCAAACUUAAGAAUAAAGUCCUUCAUGCGU
Messenger RNA from Gasterosteus aculeatus aculeatus (three-spined stickleback), 3518 nucleotides. RefSeq names its product WD repeat and coiled coil containing (gene wdcp). The record is from RefSeq and is a predicted model, not a curated record. Lineage: Eukaryota; Metazoa; Chordata; Actinopteri; Perciformes; Gasterosteidae. Gene Ontology annotation, molecular function: kinase binding.